AUGUCUCUCAAUCCGUACAUCAACAAGAAGGUUCUCAUCCUGACCGUCGACGGCCGCACGCUCGUGGGCACGCUCCUAUCAACCGACCAGUUGACGAACCUCGCGCUGUUGAAUACUGUUGAGCGCAUUAUCCGGACGCCGGACGACCCCGAGCCCAGCUCGCAGAUUGAACAUGGACUGUAUCUGAUCCGAGGAGAUAAUGUGGUGGUGUGCGGAGAGGUGGAUGAAGGGAUUGAUAAUGAUAUCGACUGGACAAAGGUGCGCGGGGAGGUUGUGCGAGGGACGAAGAAUGCGUGA
Messenger RNA from Aspergillus ruber CBS 135680, 297 nucleotides. Its product is annotated as U6 snRNA-associated Sm-like protein LSm8. Gene Ontology annotation, cellular component: U4/U6 x U5 tri-snRNP complex; precatalytic spliceosome; U6 snRNP. NCBI's taxonomy places the organism in Eukaryota, Fungi, Ascomycota, Eurotiomycetes, Eurotiales, Aspergillaceae. The record is from RefSeq and is a predicted model, not a curated record. Gene Ontology annotation, biological process: mRNA splicing, via spliceosome. The transcript has 2 exons. The coding region runs from base 1 to 297 and encodes 98 amino acids. Gene Ontology annotation, molecular function: RNA binding.